Messenger RNA from Gracilinanus agilis (Agile Gracile Mouse Opossum), 1309 nucleotides. Its product is annotated as vascular cell adhesion protein 1-like. Gene Ontology annotation, molecular function: integrin binding. The transcript is spliced from 4 exons. Gene Ontology annotation, cellular component: membrane. Gene Ontology annotation, biological process: cell-cell adhesion. NCBI's taxonomy places the organism in Eukaryota, Metazoa, Chordata, Mammalia, Didelphimorphia, Didelphidae. The record is from RefSeq and is a predicted model, not a curated record. The annotation marks the transcript as partial.
GGAUCUUUUCAUGCCCCAAUUCAGAGCAGUUCCUGUAUUUAAAAGCCCAAAGCAUUUCCUAGUGGAGGGCAAGCCGAGAAUGUGCAGAUGCCUGUGAUUUUAGCCUGUAGAGCAGUACAAGGGGUUAACACUGAGAAACUUGGCUCGGUGUCAGUUAGCCUUUUUUUUUUUUCUCCUUGGCUCUGCUCUGGGUUUCCCCGUUAAGGGAUUUCCCUCCGCCUCUGCUGCAAGACCCUUUAUAAAGAGCAGCCUCUUUCUUCCAUUGCUUACCCAGCUGCAUUCACUUUGGAAGAAGCAGACAGCCCCUGGGUUUCUUCAGGUAGCCCAGUCACUGGGCAGUUUGGACUUGCUAUUUCCCUUCAUCACAGCUACAAAAUGAGUGGACAGAAGCUCAGGACUGUCCUGGCCGCAAACCUCCUCUGGAUGAUAUUUGCAGCACCAGAAGAUCUGAAAAUUGAGGUUGGCCCAAGUUCCAAGAUCGCAGCUCAGAUUGGUGGUUACACUGAACUGACCUGCACUGUGACUGGCUGUGAGUCACCUUUUUUCUCCUGGAGAACCCAGAUAGACAGCCCCCUGGGGGGGAAGGUGCAAAAUGAGGGGACCAAGUCUACCUUGAUCAUGAAUCCUGUUAGCCUUCAGAAUGAACAUUCUUAUCUUUGCACAGCCUCAUGCGGAAGCAAGAAAGUGGAAAGAGGAAUCCAGGUGGACGUCUACUCUUUCCCCAGUGAUCCAGAAAUUGAGAUGAGUGGCCCCCUUAUUGUUGGAAGCCCCAUCACUGUCACCUGCAAGGUCCCAAAGGUGCACCCCUCAGAACGGCUGCAGAUGGCAUUCUUGAUGGAAGGCUCUCGCCAUCCUAUGGAAGCACAAGAGAUGGUGGAGGAUGCUGAUGAGAGCACUAUAGAGACCAAGGGUUUGAAGAUGACCUUUACCCCAACCAUGGAAGACAUGGGGAAAACCCUCACUUGUGAAGCCAAGUUACCUAUUGAUGAAAUGGAAUUUGAGCCCAAAGAAAGGAGAACUACCCAAAGACUUCAGGUGAAUGAUGUGCCCAAGAACCCAGCUAUCUCCAUCAGCCCCUCCAACACUGUUCAAGAAGGGGAUCCUGUGACACUGACCUGUUCCAGCGAGGGCCUGCCACCCCCACAGAUCUUCUGGAGUAAAAAACAGGACAAUGAGGACCUGUCGCCUCUUUCUGAGAAUGCAACACUCACUUUGGUGGCCACAAGGAGGGAAGAUUCUGGAACUUACGUGUGUGAAGCAAAGAACCAGUUUGGGAAAAGUAGAAAGGAGGUGGAAAUAACUGUGCAAG